This is a messenger RNA of Brachypodium distachyon (stiff brome), 683 nucleotides long. RefSeq lists its product as uncharacterized. The record is from RefSeq and is a predicted model, not a curated record. Lineage: Eukaryota; Viridiplantae; Streptophyta; Magnoliopsida; Poales; Poaceae. The transcript is spliced from 2 exons. Bases 162 to 482 code for a protein of 106 amino acids.
AGCAUAGCCGCAAGGAUCGGCGACUCUGAUUUAUAAUGUGUUGUCCUGUUGACCGAUAGAGGGACGACUUUGACCACCAGCGCCGCUAAUAUCGAGAAGAUAAGUUUGAGCCUACCUACAUAUCUUCAGUGUAGGAAGCGCACAGCACAGCAGCAUUACGGAUGAUUCAUAUGGAGCUAAUCUCCUCCUCCUCCUCUUCUUCUUCUUCGCUCGCACGCAGCGGCGUCGCCUUCCUAGCUCUCACCAUAUGCUGUUCCAUGGCAUUUUGCUCGGCGGCGGCGGCGGCGGCCCAAGAUGCAGUAGAUCAUCCGGACGGAGGCCAUGUGCCAGUUAAUCCUCCCCCGUCGCCGUGGUUCCCGUGGCCAAGGCGGCCGGGAAAGGCGCCGCUCUUCGUUCUGGCGCCGCCACCGCCAUUGCCGGAGACGAAGACGCUCGCAGGGCCGCACCGCAAGACCCUGCAGCAGAAGACUGUUGCGAAUUAGUAGUAGUAACUUUGUUUGAGAUCAAUCAAUCAGUGGUCAUUUCUUCCCCCACAUUAUUGUAGGCUGGCCACUGAUAGCCUAUAUGUACGUACACGUGGCGUGACUCUGUGUGUAACUUGCUUCAGAUGCCUUUUCUUUAAUUUUUCCCCACAUUGUAAUCUUUUUGUGACUCUUAAUAUUUGAGAUGCUAAUUGACUGCCC